This is a messenger RNA of Poecilia latipinna (sailfin molly), 10353 nucleotides long. RefSeq names its product ATPase phospholipid transporting 8B3 (gene atp8b3). Gene Ontology annotation, cellular component: plasma membrane; trans-Golgi network. NCBI's taxonomy places the organism in Eukaryota, Metazoa, Chordata, Actinopteri, Cyprinodontiformes, Poeciliidae. Gene Ontology annotation, molecular function: ATP binding; magnesium ion binding; ATPase-coupled intramembrane lipid carrier activity. Gene Ontology annotation, biological process: phospholipid translocation; Golgi organization. The record is from RefSeq and is a predicted model, not a curated record. The coding region runs from base 560 to 3994 and encodes 1144 amino acids. The transcript is spliced from 29 exons.
CGGAAAGGUUUAUAGACACAAUGCUCCUCCUCCUUCAGUCUUCCUUUCCUCAGGUGAAUUGAAAGUGCAUUGUGUAAUCCUGAAGUGAGCACCUGUGCAACAAAGGCGCGGUGAGCAUGAUGCUGAGAGAAGUGAGUAGAAAAUGAUUUGUAUUAUGCAAAUGGAGAUUCGGGAUUGUUAUGAAAACAAUCGUGUUAAUCUCUCUCCGUGGUCGCUGGAGAGCAGUGAGCCUCGGUUCAGCUUUGUCAUCGUGCUGCCGGAGAGUAACGAGGAAUUUAGCAAACAGUCCAGUUUGCAGGUUAGAUUUUAAUACCUGAAUCUGAGCUGCUCAUGCCUCACUCUUCUUUCACAACUUUCAAAUUGUCGUUUAGAGUGCCACAGUGACUGCUGGAAGGGGAAUCAGUAGCAUCAAUCUUCUUCUUAAUAUGCUGUAGUAUAAGUAGUAGUAUUGUUAAACACAAGCAACGAGCCGCAAAACUGCAAAAGCUUCUCAGAUCAUCUCAUCAAUCAGUUUUCUACUUAACCAGAGUGCAGUAAAAGUCAGACUCUGCAGAGCAGGAUGUCCAAAGAAGACGUCGAAUCUGGCCUCACAUGGGAGGUGAAGGCAAACAGCCGUCACUAUCACAAACACAAACAGAGGAAAUCUUUCCUGUGCUUCACCUGGGGACGAUACUCAGACAAUGUGGUGCGCAGCCACAAGUACUCCCUGCUGACGUUCCUGCCCCUGACGCUGUUUGAGCAGUUCCAGCGAGCUGCUAAUAUCUACUUCCUCCUCAUGGUGGUGUUGCAGUGUGUCCCUGCCAUCUCCUCCAUACCUUGGUACAUCACCAUCAUCCCGCUCUUGGUUGUGCUCUCUGUGAGAGGACUCAAAGAUUUAGCCAGUGACAUGGCAAGGCGACGCUGCGACUCGGAGAUUAACUCCCGACCCUGUGACGUACUCGUCUCCCAGAGUUUCAUGACAGCCCAGUGGAAAGAUGUGUGUGUUGGAGAUCUGUUGAGGAUCCGCAGAGACCAAAUCAUUCCUGCUGAUCUUCUUCUGCUCUCCAGUUCUGAGCCUCAUAGCUUGUGUUAUGUGGAGACUGCUGAUAUUGACGGCGAGACCAACCUUAAAUACCGUCAGGCGCUGGGCGCAACACAUAAUGAGCUGACCUCUCACCCUUCAGAGGAGGCCCUUGGAGCCUUUAAUGGCGUUGUGCUCUGCGAGGAACCCAACAAUCGCCUGUACACUUUCAGAGGUCAACUACAAUGGCAAGGAGAGUGCUUCCUCCUGGAAAACGAACAUGUCCUCCUUAGGGGAACAGUCCUACGCAACACAGACUUUGCCUACGGCCUGACGAUAUACACCGGCGCAGACACAAAAAUCCUGAGAAACUGCGGGAAACUGAGAGCAAAAAGAACUCAGCUGGAGGAAGUUUUCAACAAAGUGGUAAUCGGGAUUGUCCUGUCGGUUCUGCUGGCUGCUCUGCUCCUUGCCAUCGGUGCAGGUGUGUCUUCAUAUCAGGUCAUGACCCAAACAUCGUUCCUGUCUGCUCUGGUGGUCGACGGCAACCCAGCUUACAAUGGAUUCCUCGUCUACUGGAGUUACAUAAUCCUUCUCAGCCCGGCCAUGCCCAUUGCGCUCUACAUCACGUUUGAGGUGAUACACACAAUUCACAGCAAGUUUAUUGGCUGGGAUUUGGAGAUGUACUGGAAACAGACAGACAAACCUGCAGAAGCCAGGAAUACCUCUCUGAGUGAGGAGCUCGGCCAAGUAGGUUACCUGCUGAGUGACAAAACUGGCACAUUGACCCAGAACCGUCUGCUCCUCAGACAAUGCUGCAUCGCCGGACAAAUCUACGGUGACGCCUCAGUCAGAGCAGAGGAUGUAAAGCCCAUGGAUCUGAGCUGGAACCCGUUCUCCAGCGGUGGCCUGCGCAUGUUCUCACCCACACUAGUAGAGACGCUCAGAGGACAGCGGUGUCCAGUCACCACACAGUUUCUGUCUGCGCUGGCUCUGUGUCACACCGUCAUGGCCGAGUGGAAGGAAGGAUCCCCGGUUUACCAGGCUGCAUCACCAGAUGAAGAAACUCUUGUUGGGGCUGCCAGGGAGCUUGGCUGGGUGUUUCUUUCCAGAACAAGAGAUUUUGUUGUCGUUUCAGAGCUGGGUGCCACUCGCCAGUACCAGCUGCUGGCACUGUUGGACUUCACCAGCAAAAGGAGGCGAAUGUCUGUCCUAGUACGUGACCCAGAGGGUGGGUUGAAACUUUACUGUAAAGGAGCGGAUGUAGUAAUACUGGAGAGACUACAGAAGAACUGUCCACAUCAGGAAAGCACUGAAAUGGCAUUAGAGCUGUUUGCUGAGGCCUGUCUGAGGACGCUGUGUAUUGCGGUUCGAUCUGUUCCUGAGGCAUUGUGGGAGCGGUGGAGUGAGACUUUGGCCCUGUCUGCUGCCAUGGCGACCUGCGAGCGUGACACCCUGCUGGAGAAGCUGUACGAUGAGAUGGAGAGAGAUCUGCUGCUUCUGGGGGUGACGGCAAUUGAGGACCGGCUCCAGGAGGGAGUUCCUGAGACAAUCGCACUUCUUCAAGAGGCUGGGAUUAGAGUAUGGGUGCUGACUGGAGACAAAAAAGAAACCGCAGUGAACAUCGGGUACGCUUGCAGGCUGCUGCACCCUGAAAGCAGAUUACUGGAGUGGCAGGAACUCAGGCAGAUACUCCAGUCUGCAGACCCACAGGUCAGCUUCUUCAAAGCCAAGCAGACAGAGCUGUGGGCUACACACAAGGAGAUGGCAAGAGCAAAAACUUCUGUGGUCCUCACCGGAUCUGAACUGGCAGAGUUUGAGGAGAGACCAGAGUGGGGGGCCUCCUUCAUGAGCCUGGCGGAGCAGUGUCAGUCAGUGCUGUGCUGCAGAGUGACGCCUGCUCAGAAAGCUGAGAUCGUGAAGUUGGUUAGGAAGCACACCGCCUCCAUCACCAUGUCGAUUGGUGAUGGAGCCAAUGAUGUUAACAUGAUCAAGACGGCUCACAUAGGAGUGGGGCUGGCUGGCCGGGAGGGAGGUCAGGCCGUCCACAACGCAGACUUUGCUGUGUCCCAGUUUAGAUUUUUGCAAAGGCUGCUGCUGGUCCACGGUCGCUGGUCCUAUCGCCGCAUCUCCCUCUUCCUGCGCUACUUCCUGUUUAAGACCUGUGGUUUUGCUCUUGUGCACAUUUGGUUUGGGAUCCUCAAUGGCUUCAGUGCUCAGUCUCUGUACGAGACGUGGUUCAUCGCUCUCUACACCGUCUUCUACACUGCAGUGCCGGUGAUGUGCAUGGCUUUCUUUGAACAGGAUGUGAGUGCAGAGAGCAGCCUGAAAUUCCCUGAACUGUACAAGAGUGGGCAGAAGAAGGAGCUCUCCAGCCCUAGAAAGCUGGUCACGUAUCUUCUGUAUGCUGUCUACAUGUCUCUUGUUCUCUUUUUCAUCCCAUGUGGAGUUUUCUACAACACGGCCUAUGACUACCAGACCAUGGCGGUCACUGUCUCGAUGGCUGCGACGUUCGCUGUUACAGUUGAGAUUGUGAUACUAACCAAAUACUGGACAAAGUUCAACAUUGCAGCUCUGUGCGUCUCGGUGGUUAUGUUCUUCAUCUGUACCAGAAUCACACACAGCACUCGCCUUUUUCAGAGCUCGCCCGUCGACUAUUUCUUCCUUGGUGUGUCUGAAAAGGCCUUCAUUGAUCCAGUGGUGUGGCUCACAGCUUUGCUCACAGCUUGGACCGCUGUUCUGCCCUCGGUUACGUUUCACGCCUUCAAUGUCAUUCUCAGUGUGCACAACAAACACAAGAUACAUAACUCAUCCCCUCCUCCAGUGGAGCUGACGUCCAGGUUCGCAAGAGGGUCAUCACUCCGUCGGUCAUCGUACGCCAUCUCUCAGGGGGCCGGACCGGGACGCCUCAUUCAUUCAGCGACAAGCAUCCAGAGAGCAGAGGCGUUAAAGGAAGAGAAAGUAUCUACAAGUAAAAAGCUACGUGAUAUUUGAGGUCAAAGUCUAAGCAAUGCUUCUGCGUGGUGGUGUGCCAAAGUGAUUUCAGACUUUCUAUUUCUGAGUCAGAGUAGACGCAACGUGAGAUAAGAAGUUGAAUGCGGUGCCCCUCAGAGGGACUGGGAACUUUGUAUGUGUCACAGAAGAUCCGAUGCAGGCUUUGCAGGUGAACGGAUGUGGAACCCUGAAUAACUUUUCAGUCAGGUUUAUUUAUAAUUGAUUAGUGAUCAGUCCAGUCUGCAUUCACUCUACUGAAGCACGGACGAUUUGUUGCAGAGCUGUGGAUAAUAAGUCUUGUAGUAGAGUGCUGGUCAUUCCUUCGCCAUUUUGUAUCUUUAAAGUUUUUUUAUUUUAUUUUUCAUGACCUUUUCUGCUACACAAUGGAGCUGCCAAUCGCAAAGACCUCACUUACUGAACGUGCAUCAAUUCGUACCUGCUGGGGUUGACAACUAAUGGCUGAAAGUUGCUGGAUGUCACUUACAGUUAUUCUGAUUUGAUUAGGAGUUAUAUUCCGCCAUAUGUUAGCAGAGUAAACUGACCUGAUCGUGGAUCAGAACCAAAAGUUAAAGGGAAUAGGAUGCAAUACAUCUUCAGUUGGUAAUACAACAUUAAAUAAAAUCCUACACACUAUUUUUAUUACAGUUUAUUUCUAUAAUUUAUGAAAAUACUUAACUACAACAAAAAAAAUAUAUAGGCUAUGAUAGCCAUAGGCUAUGGCUUGUUUGCAGGUACAAAAUGAAAAUGGGAAUGGAUUAAAUUGUGUGUAUAGAUAAGAAAUCAGAGUAGAAAUUGGCAAAAAGGCGAAGUGACCGGGAACCAUUGCUGUAGCUCCUCUGCCUGGUUUGUUUGUGUUUAUAAAGAUUAAUUUAAAGUCAGAUUAGCUAAAAUGAUUCCAUUGUUUCUGCAUGAGUAGUUAGUAAUAGUUCUAAAGUUUUAUUGGAAAACCAUAAUAUUAAUUGUCUCUGCAUAUACAACUAAAUCUCUGUAUUUUAGAAGGGAGUAUAUGGCAUUUUAGUAUAGUUCAUUUGGCCCUGUUUUACUAAUAAAACUAUUACAGAAAACGUAUUUACUUGUCUUUCAAUCAAUCCACACGCAAUAAAUCAACAGCCCCACUUUGUUUUACAAUUGUUUUAUUUGUUAAUUUAUUUCAAAACACGCAAUUUACCCAUAUUAUCCUUUUUACGAUUUUUUUUAUUUUUCUGUAACAGUUAUUACUCAGGUUUUUUUACCUUCUCAAGAGUCUCAGCUAGAGUGAAACUAAAAGUCCUCCACAGGCUCUCCGGCUUCUGCAGUGGGAGGAGGAUGGGAGAGAGGCUUUCUGGUCAGACGCGAGUGGGUCGCUUCCCCGUUUUUCUACGCGAGCGGGAUGUGUGUUUGUGUCCGUGUCAGACCAGGCUAUGGGUGUCUACAUGUGUGCGUUUAAGUGCAAGAUGUGGAAUGUCCCACAUGGUCGGGUAAAUCACAAGACCCGUAGAGCAGCCCAGAAAGAUGAGUAUUGUCUUCCAGGUUUGGCAGCCAGAUUGUCACACCUUUGAUUUCAUCUUUGGUUUCAGAAAAUGAAAGAAAAAGAAAACGCUCUCAAAGGGGCAGAUUCACCCUCUGCAGCAUGUGCCUAUGUCUGUGUAUCUGUAAGUCUGUCCGAGUGCAGUACAAGCCACCGUCUCUCCAGACGACUUUGUAAACUCGAGUAGGAACAAUGUUAAGUGUCUUUGCAUUGAUUGUGGCCCUUCCUUGGCGCUGGGGGACAAAGACAGUCAAACAUUGUGGGGCAGCGGAGCCAUGACGAGUGGAAGGGAGAGGGGGCUGGGGGAGGAGAAGGGUCAACUUGCAAACAUCAGCACGGGGCUCCAUUUUGGCACCAGUGGCAGUUUGGGGCUUUUGUAGUGAAAAUAAGGGGGCUGCAGUGCCGCUUCAUCCCUGGCCACUCAGGGCUAAAACUAGCUGAGCGAUUGGUGCUGCUUCACCCUCGUUCAGCUCAUGAGACGGGCGGGAUGAACAGAGGUGAAAGGUCAAACGGUGAGUGCUAAAAUGCAGAGUAGGGGGUGGCCGGGGUUUGAGGGUUAUACACUCUGACCCAGCAGCAACGAUUAAGAUUGGGGAGGGUCAGGUGUUUGCAUAGUUCUUUGUGCAAAAGCCACCAACCGGAGCCAUUUUUAUUUCCUCGCGGCUGGCUACAUCGUCAUUAGAUCAGCGGGAGUCGGGCGGUGGGUGAUGGGAAGCAUGGUCUUUGCACCGCAGCUCUCUGUUUUUUUUGUACUCCUCCAUAGAGGCAGGAGAUGAGGCAGAGCGAAGAGCGAGAGAGGGUGAAGAAGUGAGAGUUUUGCCAACAAUGGGGUGGAAGAUGACUAUAUCUGAGUGAGUGGGGGGGGCCGGGGACGAGAGGGGGCAGUCGUUUGGCAGUCGCACACUGCAGUUCGCCACGAUCCAGAGAGCCUCCUCUCCCGUGAUUUUUGCUCUCCUAUCCUCCCCUUCCUCCUUCCCACUGGCCUGCCCUCUCUCUACCUUUUUUCUUGUUUUGAAACUGAUUGUCUUCUACCAUCACAAAGACACUUGGUUCUGAUUGAUUAACAGGUAACAGAAGAGGGAGAGCACAGUGUGACUGGGGGUGUCUCUACAUCGGCCCCGCCACGGCAACCCGUCGAGUCCGGUCGCGAGACAUCGCCCCACGCGACAUGCUGUUUGACAGCAAAACGCGGGAAACGCUCCGGGCCGGCCGCCGGGUUGCCACGUGGUUCCGCUGUCGGUUGGUCAGUCAAUCGGCAAGAAAUGGUUUGAGAUUUUUGCAUGACAAAUAUUGCAACCCAUAGCAAUGGAACGUAAAAUAGAAAAAAAAAAGAGAGAAAAAAACACCGUCUUCCACAAAGGUACAAAUGAACACAUAUACACAGAUUGAAGAAAAAGCAUGUAGACAAAACAUACAGGCAUAUUCAAGGCCGGCUCUGAUCGGCGUGUGUCCCUCUGAUUAACUCCAAGUAAACAGCCAGUCUUUGGAAAAGCAGGACACACAUUCCGAGACCCGAGUGUGGACCACGAGCUGAGGAAUGAAGAUUGAAUGCUAUUGAUUAGGGAGGAGACAAGUUUACCUCCCCCAGCACACACUGCCCCCUACUGUCUGGAUUUAUAUACAUCAAAGAAACAUUGGGGGGGAAGGGGGGGAAGGGUUGCAACAACACAUGCACACAACCAGUGAAUCCAACAGUGACGGAAAGUCUAAAAACAACAACCCCUCCAACGCCUAAAACCCAAAUACCUCCCCACCCUAUUUUUUUUUUUCUGGCAUUUAUUUUGAUAACCAAAAUAUUCCCCCACCCCGUCUCCGCCCACUCCAAAGUCUUCCUAUCCUCUUCCUCUCCCCACAAAAUCACAGGUCAUUCCUGUUGGUUUCUAUACAGUUAUACAAUAUCCAUGCACAAAAGAAAAGAAAAAAAAGUCCACCUUCUUCUCAACAGGAGGCGCUGGUCUUUAAUUAUCUAAGAACAUCAGGAGCACUUGAACACACCCAGGAACCUUUAAAAGUAACGAUUUUAUCUUUUUUUUUUCCUUUUUUUGUAUUUCUUUUUUCCUCAGAGAAAAGACAACUAAAAGGCAGAAGAAAGCUAACAAUGGAUGUAAGGUUAUUCCUCCUUUGGUUUAGCAUCAAAUUUUUGGUUUAUAAUUCAGUUCAAAUGUCUGUUUUAUUUCUUUGAAUGUAGCCGUCUGGGAGAGAGCUUGGAACUACAGUGCCUUGCAAAAGUAUUCACACCUCCUGAACUUCAACUUCAAUGCAUUUAAUCUGGAUUGUAUUUGAUAAAAUGAACCAAACAACUGAGAAGUGGAAUUUGCAACACAAUACUUACAAGUGUUGUGUCAGUCCCCAUUGCUUUGACACCCUUAAAAUAAAUUAAUUGCAACACAAGGUCUCCUAGUUACUAAAUAUAGAGUCCACCUGUGUGUGUUUUAAAUUGGGUAUGAAACCAGCCAUUCUUUGAAGGCCUCAGGAAUUUUCUAGAGAACAUCAAUCAACAAACGGGUCUGGAUGUAGCUGAACCAGGUUUAGAUUAUAAGAAAUUUUCAAUCCAUAUUGUGAAAAUGGAAAGAGUGUGGUACCACUGCAGACCUCCUAAGACAUGGCCUUCUAUCUUAGCCGAGUGGGCAGGCAGAAAGCAUUUCUAAGACAAGCUGGCAACUGAACUUUCUGGCCAACACUCAGAAUUGUACGUAGGGCAGAAAAAAAAUUCUGUUUUCCUUCAACAGGAACAGGAAAGCUGGUCAAAGUUGAAGAGAAAAUGAAUGAAGGAAGAAAAAAACGGGUGUAAAUCCUAAAGGAUGGCAAAGGAAUUGAGACUGCAUGGUGCAGAACAACAAAUUGAAAUGCAUAACAAAAGCUACAGUGGAAAACUUUAGGUCAAACAAUAAUCAUUUAGCCAAAUUAGCCGAGAUGCAAUUGCUUUUCAUUGACAUUCUUUAUCCAAGCUGACUGAACUUGAGCUAUUUCGCAAAGAAUCAUGGGCAAAAAUUAUUCUUUCUUUUUAUAGAAUUAAAAAGUAUUCACUUAGAGGUAUUGAAUUUAUAUGCCACACUUUUCAGAUUAUUUGUUAUAAAAGAUCCACUUCCUCCAAAUAAAAAGCAUUAAAGUUUGUUGUAACAUCACAAAUCGUGAAAACGCUCAAGGUGCAUGAAUACGUUUGCAAGCCACCGUGAGGCUCUCGCGCUUCUUCUCUCUCUAUCCUGGCCUUUGCUUUUGUCUUUUCUUUUUCUCAGCUAGUCCUCCACAGAAACAUUCACAAUGUCUUUUCCUUUUAUGAAAACAGUAAGUACAUGCCGUAGCAAAAAACAAACCGAGAGAACGUACGAGAAAAAUAAGCAAACGGAUAAAAGGAAUUUUUUUUAACAGUAUAAAGCUUCAAGUCACAAGUUCGAAAACUAACUAUCAUAAGUAUCAUAGUUUCAUAAUCAUCGUUAUCAUUAGCAUUAUUAUUUUCAGCUUUAAAUUACAUAAAGUUUACAUGAAAGGUUUUUGAGGUAUUUCAGAAUUAAUUGUCAAACACAUGCCUACCGAGUCUUGGCACUAGCCAGGGGGAAGUGUUGUCUGGACGGACAAGGUGGAGGGAGGAAAGAGUUUUGAGUCUUCCACACUUUUCCAGUGCAGCCUCUGUGCUUGCACGCAGUGGACUGUUGGUCGCUUGAAAUGAAUGCAGAUGGUCCGAGCGCUUAAACCCGGCAGCCUCUUUUUAGGCCCCCUCUUUCUCUGUUACACAAAAAUAUCUCUGAUGCGAGAAGGCUAAAAACGGCCGAGAGCGUAAGCACGUCGGGCAGAAGAACGGGGGGAAUAAUGAAAGACUGGCGAGCUGAGAGAUGAUUAACAAUACAGCAACAAAGACUGAAAGAUUGAGGAGUAACACAUAGGUUUGUUUCAAAUAAAUGGUGUAGAGAAAAUGUUUUAUAGACUUACUACGUGAUAAAGUGCUUGUAUUCUAGUGUAUCAAGAUGGAAAGUCAAUAUGAGAGAAAAUGCUGACACAGCCCCCACUCUGUGUCCCUCUCUUUGCAACCGCCCCCCCCCUUCCACCUCCUCUCGCCUCUGUCCAUCCAAUUAUGGGUGCAUUGUCUGUGUGAGCGCAUGUUUGUGAGAGAGCGUGCAUGCAUCUGCGUGACUGCAUGUGUUUAAUGUAUGUGUGUUUUAUGUGUGUGUGUGUGUGACCAGUGCAGUCCCACCCGUGGUUGAAGGGAAAAGGCACUCAACUCUGUCUGCAAGGCGACCACCUCCUCCUAAGUGGCACGAUGCAGUCUGACUGCACUGUUAGAAACGAAUGUAAUGUGCGUCUACUUAUCAGUGUGUGGUGUUUUUUUUUUUUUCUCUUUCUCUCUCUUUUUCAUCUUUGUAGGACAAAAACAUCGGGAGGGAUUUCGGUUGAUUAAAAAUGUUUUUGGGCUGUGUCCCCCUAGGCAGUUUGCGACUGGUAGGCUGCAGUAUCUUUGGUAUUAGUGGCGGUUUCACAAACCACUCAGCUUAGUGAGGUAGCCACACUGGUUCUCACUACAAACAAAUGUCAUUUUGUCAGCCUCAUAACUAUAGAGCUGAGUCUAUCUAUCUAUCUAUGGUUACUGAAUUGUACUAGUCGAUUUUUAGCUCAUCUUCCUUUGGCGAUGUUGACUCGCUGCUUACAGCAGCAUGGUGUUUAGUCAGUGCCCCCUCCAUCUACUCCCCUAUAGUGACCAUUUGUUAUCUAAUCUGCACCGCUAAUCUGACUACAUUGUUGGAAAUGCUACAGUUGCAUCUUUAGACCACACAGAUAACUAUUAACCCGCCUCACCCGUCCCCCUCUGACAGAGCGAACCGAGUCAGCCGGGACGUUCGGGGGUCUUUUUUUGUGCCCC